AUGUCCGCCCAACUGCUGCUGACGACUCCGUACCACCCCAUUUGUAACGGUUUAGUGGAGAUGUACAACGGUACUUUGAAGCAGAUGUUGUGCAAGAUGUGCCAGGAGAAGCCCCGAUCAUGGGAUAAGUAUCUCGCCCCACUUCUGUUUGCCUAUCGAGAAUUCCCCCAGGCGAGCCUAGGUUUCUCUCCAUUUGAAUUGAUCUAUGGGAGGCAUGUUCGGGGACCAUUGACGACAUUAAAAGAGAUCUGGACGGAUGAGGAGCUAGGACGAGAUCUUAAAACAACAUACUCUUAUGUUUUGGACCUGCGGGAUUGCCUUGAAGAAACCACAGAACUGGCACAUCAGAGCUUGGCAGCCGCCAGCAAACACCAGAAGAAGAUGUACGACAAAAAGGCAGGAAGACGACUUUUAAAAGUAGGAGAUAGUGCACUGCUAUUGGUACCGGCCAAGAAGAACAAGCUUCUCGUGCACUGGAAGGGUCCCUACAAAGUAGUAGGAAAAAUAAAAGAAGUCGACUACGUCAUAGAUUUAGGCCAUACUACGAAGGGAAUCGAUGAUGUGGUGGUGGCCGAAGACCUCAGCGAGAGAAAGAAUAUGGGCGUCAAGAGCGUUCUACAAAAAUUUGAAGAGAUAUUUACUGAGGUGCCUGGACGAACAGAACUGUUGGAGUGUGCCUCACUACCUGGAGAUGCGCCUUACUUUGUCCGGGAGCCACCAGCUCGACUUCGGUUCGUGAAUAGCACCGGUGCCGCCUUGUUCUGCGCGGCGAAGGGGCAUCCCGUCCCCGACAUACGCUGGGUGACCGUCGAGAGCGAAGUGCGAGCUGAGUCGCGAUCGGCGUUGGACAUACCGGGGCUUCGGAGGCUGCAGCCCGACGGUACCAUCGUGUUCGAACCCUUCCGUGCAGAGCAGUACAGGCAAGACGUGCACAGCGCAGUGUACAGGUGUACCGCAGCGAACAGAGUCGGCGUUCUUGGCAGCAGGGACGUCCAGGUUCGCGCUGUGGUGCAGCACCCGUACAAGCCCCAAGUGUUCGACGAAUUCGUCAUCUCGGGCAACACGGCCGUGUUCCGCUGCAGUGUCCCGAGUUUCGUGAAGGACUUCGUGGACUUUGUUUCCUGGCACAGGGACGACGGCCUGACCAUCACAAGUACAUCUGACAGAGGAAAGUACAGCGUCCUGCCCAGUGGCGAACUUUACGUCCGAAACACCGGGCCCAGCGACAGACUCAGAAGCUAUCAUUGCAAAACCAAGCACAAGCUCACGAACGAAGUAAUCGUCAGUGCUACGUCCGGGAGACUUUUCCUUCAAGCCCCACAAGGAGUGGUGGCACCCAAGAUCACGGACAGUCACCCUUUCGUGCAACUGGUCGAAGGACAAGACAUUGUAGAGAUCGCUUGCGCCGUUCAGGGUUUUCCGGUACCAUCGUACAGCUGGUACCGGGAAGUGGACGGUCGCCUCGUGGACCUGUCGCUCGAUCCGCGGACGGCCCAAGUGGACGGCUCCCUGUUUCUGUCCACUCCCGUCCUCCGGGACGCCGGGAAAUACUUUUGCGUCGUCAACAACAGCGUCGGCGAGGAGCAGAUUCGAACCACGCUGUCCGUGACAGCGGCCUUAAAGGCAGAACUUCAGCCCACCGUGCAGACGGCGGAUGUGGGCCAUCCGGUGACCUUCAACUGCUCCGCGAGCGGGCAGCCAGUGCGGUCCGUGUCCUGGUACAAAGACCAGAAGAGGCUUCAGCCUACGGGAAGAAUUUCCCUUCUAGCGUCGGGCCUCGUGCUCCGGAUUGACUCAGUCUUGAGACAGGACGCCGGGGUCUACCAGUGCUACCUUCAUAACGAAGCUGACUCCGCGCAAGCGUCGGCCGAGCUACGGCUAGGAGAUGUUGCGCCUUUCCUCUCGUCCACAUUUGCCGAGCAAACUUCUUUGCCCGGCAACAGCGCCUCGUUGCGCUGCUCGGCUUCUGGAAGUCCACUGCCGCAGGUAACGUGGACUCUCGAUGGCGGCGGCGUACCCGACCACCCACGCUUCCGGGUCGGUGACUUCGUCACGUCCGAUUCGACGGUGGUGAGCUUUGUGAACGUGACCGAGCUCCGCGUCGAAGACGGCGGGGAGUACGUGUGUAGGGCCACCAACGUCGUUGGCGAGGCGAAACACUCGGCCAGGGUUAACGUGCACGGACCGCCCAUGAUCAGGUCCAUGGGAAACGUCACCGUGAUCGCCGGCCGAAGCUUCCAAACAGUCUGUCCCGUGGCGGGCUUCCCGAUCCACAACGUCGUUUGGCUCAAAGGGGACGCCAAACUGCCGACCAAUCACCGACAACAAGUCUUCCACUCAACGUUGACCGUGCAUAACGUCCAGCGGGCGUCCGACGAGGGAGAGUACUCCUGCGUCGCCCGAAGCGGCAACCUCUCCGCCAGGGGGAAUACCUUCGUUCACGUACAAGUGCCUCCUGUGAUCGAUAGCCAGAUGCUACCGGACAUGCUGACUUCCAACCAGGGAAUGAACGUCAAGAUGCUCUGCAGCGUUGUGCAAGGCGACCCGCCCAUUUCGCUGCGAUGGAUGCACGGAGCUCAGCUGGUGUCGAGAAGCUCGUCGGUGUCGCUGCAAAGUCUCGAUGAUUCCUCCGUGCUGACCAUCAAGGGAGUGUCGAUGCGCGACAGCGGAAACUACACUUGCGAGGCUUCCAACGCUGCAUUAACCGUGAAUAGAACAGUCACCCUCGUUGUCAAUGUACCACCCAUGUGGACCACAGAGCCAACCAACGGGAAUGUGGUUAUCGGCGAAACAGUCGUCCUCGACUGUGCCGCCGAUGGCUUCCCGGUUCCAAGGAUCGCCUGGAAGAGAGCUGAAGGUAAUGAGCCGAGGAAUUUCGAGAGGCUGACGACCAGCUACCGCGUCCAGAUGCUGAGCAACGGAAGCCUCGUCGUACAAGAUGCAGAAAUUUCUGACAGCGGGUUUUAUCUUUGUGAAGCGCACAACGGCAUUGGAGCUGGACUCAGUCGUGUCGUCUCACUUUCCGUCAAUGUGCCCCCGAGUUUUUCAACAAAGUUUUCCAGCCAGAACGUGAAGCGUGGCCAAGACGCUGUGUUACGAUGUGAUGCUUCGGGUGAUCCAGAAUUAAUAAUCAUGUGGGAAAAGGACAAACAACCCAUCGACCUGACCAUUGAGAAAAGGUACUCCUUGUUCGAAGAGACUUUAGAUGGAAGGCUUGCAUCAUCGCUAACGAUUUCAUCGACUGAGAGGUGGGAUGGGGCCCUUUACACCUGCAUUGUUAGAAAUCCAUUUGGUUCCGACGAGACGAAUGUGCAGCUGCUUGUGCAAGAACCUCCCUCUGCCCCAACAGAAGUGAGAGCCGCAAAAAUUGCAAGUCGCACAGUGGAAAUUAUGUGGUCUCCAUCUUACAAUGGAAACAGUCCCAUAAGGAAGUAUCACGUGCAUUUUGCAAACAGGACAACCAGUUGGGACACUUCAAGCAGUGCACUUCUGUUAUCCGUUUCUGGGACUGAGAACCGUGCUACGAUUUACAAACUUUACCCGAUGACGACCUACAGAAUACGAAUCACAGCUGAAAAUUCUCUGGGUCACAGCCCACCCAGUGAUACGCUGGAAGUGACCACAACCGAAGAAGCUCCGGGAGGUCCGCCACUUCACGUCAAGGUAGAAGCAACUGGCUCUCAGUCAUUGAAGGUGACUUGGGAGCCACCACGAAAAGAGCUUCAUUAUGGGCAGCUCAGAGGUUACUAUAUUGGCUACAAAGAGGAAGGCAAAAUGGAGGCUGAGUUUCAGUACAAGAACGUAGAGGCAUUGGAUUUAAAUACUGACUCCCAGAGGCACCUUAUGAGCCAUCUGACAAACCUCAAGCGCAAGACAAGUUAUUCAGUCAAGGUUCAGGCAUACAACAGCGAAGGUGCCGGUCCAAUGUCAGACGAAGUGAGCUCAACAACGCUGGAUGCAGUUCCCCCAACCUCACCCGCUCUGAGACUCAAGACGAGCACAUCAACAUCGGUCACCGUUGAGUGGGAGCGCUUCGAAGACGACAUCGUUGUUCGCGAUUACGUGCUUCACUAUCAGGUUGAAGGUGGGGAGUGGAGAGAAAUAUCCCUGAGCACAGACGACAACAAAUACAUUUUAAGAGGCCUAAAGUGCGGCUCGUUGUACAGCAUGUUCAUGACAGCCACGAACAGCCUGGGGACCGCUGAACCACGUGACAUCAUCUACGCCAGAACAAAAGGAGCAGCACCAGUAUCGUCGAAUCUGGAAGAAUUUAUCGUUCUAAACGCCACUUCCAUUGGCCUGAAAUUGGGGACGUGGCAAAGCGGGGGCUGCCCCAUCCUCCACUUCGCCGUUCACUUGCGACCCACUGGAACGAAGGAAUGGCAGAUGAUGUCCGACCGGGUGCCGCCCAGCCAGCGUCGGUUCGACCUCAAACACCUGACUCCGGGAAAAGAGUACGAGGUGCGAGUCAGCGCGUACUCAGAGGCUGGCAUAACAGAGGCCGACUUCAGGUUCAGGACGCUCAAUGCAUCUCACAUCGUUGGCUACAGCUUCAAUCACGGGAGCUCUGAGAUUCAUCAGACCGGAAGUGGCUUGCCUGUGUACCGAAACCUAUCCGUCCUGCUUCCGGUCGCCGUGUCUGUCCUGGUGGUCAUCAUUGUUGUAACCCUCGUGGUUGUGUACCUGAGAAAGCAGAAUGACACUUAUGGUGCCACUGAACCUAAUAACGACCACCAGAUAGAUGAUCCACUAAGAAAGUGCCGCGGGAGUGUGGAAAGUGUAGGCAUGGACGAAUUUUGCGCCAAGAAAGACCGGCUACAAAUGCAGCUUCAGGACGCCUGCACCAAGGCCACUUCGUACUACACGUCAGGAGCGCAGAAUCCAGGCACGAGACUGAAUAGAUCUGGGAAUGGCCAUGAGUACGCUGAGCCGUACGCUGCGUUGAAAGCGAGGCAGCAAAGAAUGCUCGAAGAGUCUGACUACGGGGAUGCCGUUGCCUUGGGUCACAUAUCAAGGUGGGAUGGUUCCUCUUACGCCUCGAUAAAACGCAGUCCCCAAAGGUCCCACAUAGCAAGCUUUUGUCGAGAUCCCGAAGCAAACGCUUAG
Molecule: messenger RNA, 5106 nt
Organism: Ixodes scapularis (black-legged tick)
Lineage: Eukaryota; Metazoa; Arthropoda; Arachnida; Ixodida; Ixodidae
Product: Down syndrome cell adhesion molecule-like protein Dscam2
Exons: 28
Coding region: 1-5106 (1701 amino acids)
Biological process (GO): DNA integration
Molecular function (GO): protein binding; nucleic acid binding
Source: RefSeq, a predicted model, not a curated record